Molecule: messenger RNA, 5004 nt
Organism: Aspergillus calidoustus
Lineage: Eukaryota; Fungi; Ascomycota; Eurotiomycetes; Eurotiales; Aspergillaceae
Source: the annotation of a GenBank genome assembly
CGCACAACAUGUGAUCUGAUCUGAAAGCUAGGCGGUCAACAGAGUCUGGCAGAAUAGUCCAUCGACUGUGGCGGUCACAAGGCAGCCACGCGCCCACCAGCCACAGACGCUGCUCCAUGGCGCUCCAGGGGAACCAUUGACAUUCACUUGAGCCUUUGUUGAUUGGCGCUCUUCCUUACUGAUGCUAUGAAUGCUGCUUUCUUAACCAUAGACGACCUAUUUUCUUAUGCGACGGGUCGACGCUUCAUGUUGUCACCACUAUAGACACAUUCACAAUGGACGAUUUGAACGGCCUUAGUUGGAACUCCAACACCUCAAAUGAUAACCGAAAACCUCCGCCGAUGAACUCGGGCCUUUUGUUAUCCUCCGUGAGACGCAAUGGCGCUUCUGGACGAUCCACUCCCCUUUCUACCUCCUCCGGGCCGUCGAACCCCCCAUCGAAGCCAGCAACUCCCAGCGGAGAUAGCUUUGCCAACCUAGUGUCUUUUGGAUCAGCAAAUCCAAAUAAGAACCUUUCUCUACAAGAACAGCAGAAGAGAUUACAAGAAGAGAAGGCCAGGAAGGAGGCAGAGAACCGCGCGCGGUACGAGACACAGUAUGGGGGUCAGAAUGCGCAAUUCUGGGACACGUUCGAGAAGGGAGGGAGUAAUAGAGCUGCAGGAGCAAGCGCAAUCCCUUCUAGGCAAGGGGCGUCAUCACCUGAUGAGGAUGAUCUUCUAGCAGCCUUCAAUGCUUCAGCUCCAGUGGACGCAUCUACCCACUUCCCAGUCCCAAGCGCCAGUCCUUCCCCGCAAGUUCCGUUCGGCGGACCGCAACGUGCGAACAAUGAACCUGCUUCGACGCAACAGAAAAACGACAUGGCUUUCAUAGACGAUGAUGAUCCGUUUGGGCUUAAUCAGUUGAAGCCAAAGUCGCAACCCGCGCCGCAGCCUACCCAAGCGGACGAUGACGAUUUCCUGGGCAUGCUGGGCAAGCCCGUGUCCGAAAUUCCUCGACCAGAGCCUCCGAAGAAGUCACCUCUGUCCGAAAGUCCUGCCCGCUCUCCAAAACCCGCGAACGGGGUCGAUCAUGCCAUUGCGGAGCUUGUCGAUAUGGGAUUCCAGGCCGACAAAGCAAGCCAGGCGCUGAAGAUGACAUCGUCUGGUACUGAUGUUCAAUCGGCCGUCAGCUUGCUUCUUACCCAAGCUCACGAGGAGUCCCGGCAAAGAUCGCAGAAUCGAUCGACUCCCAGCGAUCGCCGGCCCAAUCAGUCAGCCCAGAGCCGAGAUCGGGGCCAGAGGCCGGACCGUGAUGUGCCCUCGUGGAUGCAGCCUGAGCGUUCUAGCUCAUCGCGGAGCCGAAACGAAACGCAGUCACCCACGUCUGCAGAGAAAGAUCCGUCACAAGUGGCUGCGGCCUUUGGCAACAACUUGUUGAAGUUUGGUAACUCACUGUGGAAGAGCGGCAGCAAAAGGGUCCAACAGGUUGUCAAUGAGUUUAACACAGAUCACGAUCCGAACCAGCCGCGGUGGCUCAAAGAUCAUUCUGCUCCCGAACCUUUUCCUCAAGAACGCUCUCAGCCUCAGCCUGCCCGGACUGAUUUUACAGACGAGGCGCUUCUGCUCGAAUCGAGCGGUCCGCCUCGCCUGUCUCGUAAACCGACACGGAUGGACGAUGCGCCACCUACCCGCGCUGGGAGUGGGCCUCGGCGCCAGGAACCGCCUAUUAGUGAAAGCCGUAUGCAACAACCUGCCUUUAUGCGACAGCUGCCUACACCUGAGCUGCGAGAUGCAAAGCCCCGUUUAUCGAAGUUCGCAGUCGAAGAGCAAUCUGCCCAAGCAUAUGUUAGCCCUGCCCGACGAAAAAGGCCUGUUCCCGCCGCAUCUCCCCAACCAGCCCCAAGCCAAGGUGUCGACCUGUUUGAUUCUUCAGCUCUAGCUCCUACCCCCACCGCAAGACCCACGCCUCCGCCAUCAACUGCCCGGCCCUCGCGGCCUGCACCGUCGUCUAAACCUCUACCUUCGCGGCCUAAAGCUCCCCCUCGAGUCAUACCUCAGGUCUCAAAGGAAGUGCUUGCCUCUGUACACGCUCACAGAAUAAAGGCAGCAGAAGCAUACAAGAGAGGCGACUAUGCUGUCGCCCAUGAGUCUUUCACGAGCGCACUCACAGGACUACCCGACAAACAUCCUAUCGUUAUAAUCAUCCGCAGCAACCGUGCCAUGACGGCUCUGAAGAUUGGCGAAGCGAAAGUAGCAGUCAGUGAGGCAGACUCUGUUCUAGACCUAAUCGGCCCUGCCAAGGGCGAUGCAGAAAGCAUUGACCUCGGCAACGGAGAGUCCCAGAAACCGAUGAAAGAUUUCUAUGGCAAGGCCUUAAUGCGCAAAGCGGAAGCUCUGGAGCAGCUGGAGAAAUGGGCUGAGGCUGCACACGUGUGGAAACUAGCUGUCGAAGCUGGCCACGGUGGAAGCACGAGUAUCCAGGGCCGCACCCGUUGCGAGAAAGCCGCUGGAAUCAGCAAGCCCGCUUCGAAACCCUCAGCACCGGCCAGACAGCCCCCGGCGCCGGCACCAAAGAAGAAAACUUCUGCACUAGAUGAUCUACAGGGUGGCUCAUCCAAAACUGCGUUGUCAUUCGAGGCCGUCAACCGCCUACGAGAGGCGAACCAGGCUGCCGAGAGGAAUGACGAGGAGAAAUUUGCGUUGACCGACAGUGUCGAUGCACGUCUGACAGCUUGGAAGGGCGGAAAGCAAGAUAACCUGCGUGCACUCCUGGCUAGUCUGGAUACCGUCCUGUGGCCGGAGGCAAACUGGAAGAAGAUCAACAUGUCUGAGCUGAUUAUGCCGAGCAAGGUCAAGAUUCAAUAUAUGAAGGGCAUUGCCAAAGUGCAUCCGGACAAGAUCCCCACCAAUGCUACGACAGAGCAGCGUAUGAUUGCCGGAGCUGUUUUUGGAAUCUUGAACGAAGCGUGGGAUAAGUUCAAGGCGGAGAACAAUCUAUGAAAGCAAUGACCCUCAUACUCUUCGUCUGCAGAUGUUCUCUUGUGGGCAUGCUUUCUGUCUAUAACUGCUCCUCCUUCGCCAGGUCUUCCCCUAACUACUUUGUCAACCAAGCCCUUUCAUGACUCUACUCAUCCGAAACCACAGUGCUCAACCAUGCACUUAUGAGAUAUCCCACACAUGCUGUAUAUAGAUAGACACAUAUCGCAUUUAUGAUACAUUUACACCAGCUUAGCCCUUGCCAUAUACCCACUUAAAUGCCGCUCAAGUGCACGUAUCACUCUCAAGAUGGCUCGAAGAAGCUCAUGUUCAUGUCUUCGUCUUUCUAAUCAAUAUACCAGUACACAGAUACAGCUCAUACCUCCUCAAACUGCACUUGUGCCUCCGUCUUCACCUCACUCUCCUUCUCCUUCUCUGCCAGCUCCUGCGCCUUCUCUUGCGCCUUAGCCUCUCUUCUCAGCUGCUUCUUACUUUUCCCCUUCGGCUGCUGCGCUGAAUCUGCCACAUUCUGACUCGGCCACUUCUCCACACAUUGCCGCUCAUCCUCCUCACUCCACUCACGCGGUAGAACCGCAAACACAAGAUAUGAGGUAUGUGUUUUGAUAUCUGGCUCGGAGCGGUGCACAAGACGGCCCUGGGCGUGUGCCGGGAUACCCUCGUUGAAAUUCGACGGUAUAAAUGUCGGGAGGUCUGUGUCAUCCGAUGUAUUCUGCUGAUUGGCGGCGGCGGAGUUUUCGUUAUCACUCUGUGCGCCGUCGUCUUGGCCGAGGGAUUCUCGGAAUCGGACAGAGCGCUCUUCGACGACACGCAUCUUCUGCACGGCGUCUUCGACGUUCCGCGGGAAGACGUUUGCGCUACGGACACCCUCGUACUCGAGUCCCGUCUUUUCGCGCUUCACUUCGAUGCGCUUAUGUUGGAGCUCGACCAUGCUAAUAUGCAGCCACGAGUGCUGGCGCAGCGCGCUGAUGGUUCGCUGGACUUGUUCCAUGCAUGGCGAGAACGUGCAAAUGUGGACGGCUGUUAACGGGUCGAGUGGGGACUCGGCGCCGGAGGGCGGGUUGCGGACGAGGUGUUUGAGGGCGAGCCAGGGGGCGGGGAGGUCGAGGAAGACGGCGUUAGCCUUGGGGGAGGUGGAGGGUUUGCCUGUUGUAGGGUCAUUGAGGAGGAACCCGUCCUGAUAGACGUCGCGGUGCGUGACUUGGACAAGGGAAUCGAGGCCGUGCUCGAUGAGUUCUUCGCGGACUUUGCCUGCGCGCUGCGCGUGGAAUUCGAAGCUGCAUACUUUGCCGUUGCGGCGCCGCUUUGAUGGUGUUGUGUUGUCUGCUGAUGUCGAGGGGUAUCCGUUGAAGACGGCGCGCGCGGAGGCGUGUGUGAAGGAGCCGCUACCGGCGCCCGCUUCAAUGAUGGUGGAGCCUGGCCGGACGCCGAGACGGUGGAGGAUGUAGCUGUAGUCUGGGGUGUAGACGACCUGCGUCCGAUGGGGUAGAGAGGCGGUCCAAAGUUCGGGGGUCGGGCAGAGGAUGUGGAGGAAGCCACUGGAGGCUGCGACGGCUUUGCUAUGUGUGGGCUUGUUGCUGUCGGCGUCGUCGUCGCCGCCGGGGGUGCCGCUGGCCGACUCCUCGAGCUCAGUUGCUUUGCGCUUCUUCUGCUGGCGCGGGGGCCGGCCUCGGGAGCCUGUGUCUACCUUGGAGGCUUUGAUCUGCGAUCCCCAAGGCUGAUCGAAGAGUGUGCUAUGCGGGAAGGAGCCGAAUCGUGUGUUUGUGACGUUGCCCUCUUUGUAUCCAAGGUUCCCGUCGUCAUGUAGGCGGAGGAUGGCCGGGAUCGUCGAGUCUCGGCGGAGAUGCAGCAGCGCAAGCUGGUCGAGCUGGGAGGAGGAGCUCGGUGUUAGGAAGGGAGAUGCCAUAUUGCGACGGCUAUUGGAGCCCACACUCCAAGAUGCAGUUUCGGCCUGUAUCGAAGCUCCUCUGUCUUGUUGCGAUCAAAUGUCAGGAAGAUCCAGGCCAAAUCUUCCACGCUAAUCCGGUUUCAG